Messenger RNA from Notothenia coriiceps (black rockcod), 1563 nucleotides. RefSeq names its product solute carrier family 2, facilitated glucose transporter member 2-like. NCBI's taxonomy places the organism in Eukaryota, Metazoa, Chordata, Actinopteri, Perciformes, Nototheniidae. The record is from RefSeq and is a predicted model, not a curated record. Gene Ontology annotation, biological process: dehydroascorbic acid transport. The coding region runs from base 350 to 775 and encodes 141 amino acids. Gene Ontology annotation, cellular component: brush border; plasma membrane. The transcript has 2 exons. Gene Ontology annotation, molecular function: D-glucose transmembrane transporter activity.
UAGGGGACCUUUAAACUGCAUCUCAUGGUCUUCAUCAGUACAUGGAGUUUGGUCAGCUAGCAUAGCACCUUUACUCACUUCAUUGCCAUGCGUUGGCUAAAAAAUGCAGGAAGGAUACAUGGAGCAAAAUAUAUCCAGUACCUCAUCUCUAUAUGUAAAUUAUUUGUCACACUAAAUAGGACAAUUUAGUUAAAAGAGGCCGAGAUAGGACAAAAAACUGUAUGUUUGCAAAGAGUUCAUAUAAAGCUCAGGCACAACAACAAGUGAAGCAGAGCACAAAAUGGACUCAAGAAUGCCAUGCCAGUAUGUCCAUCUCUUUCUCAUGCAGUAUGUGAAAAUACAAUAACUGAUGUACUUUUCCCUACAGGGUGACUACCCAUGGAUGAGUUACGUCAGCAUGUCGGCUAUUUUCCUCUUCGUGAGUUUCUUUGAAAUUGGUCCUGGUCCGAUUCCAUGGUUCAUAGUUGCUGAACUGUUCAGUCAGGGACCCCGACCUGCAGCCAUCGCUCUGGCUGGCUGCUGCAACUGGACCAGCAACUUCAUCAUAGGCAUGACCUUUCCAUAUAUACAGACUUGGUUGGAUUCGUAUGUGUUCAUCCUGUUUGCUGCGCUGCUUUUCGGCUUCACAGUGUUUAUUUAUCUCCGGGUCCCCGAGACCAAGGGCAAAAGUUUUGAAGAGAUUGCUGCUGUCUUCCAGAAGGGCCGGAAAAAAUUGGAGCAGGGCACCAAAGACGCUACUGAACUACAGGAGCUCAAAACAUCCACAGAUGCUUGAGACAACAGCUGUGUAUUAUUUAGGUAUUUAUGUGUGUGCAAAAGUGUGUCUAUCUGUCAGUAUUUCAAAUGUCAAGUGUUUAUCAUUGAAGUAUUUUAACAGUUGGGUUAUUAAGGAGUUAAUCACAGAAUUACACUUUCUUCUAAUAUAAAUAUGAGUGUUACAAAAACCAUCAGGGACUUACAAUAUCACAUGUAUGGCAUAUGAAGUGGUGUUUACAUGUAAUCAUAGUAUAGACUUGGAGUACAAUGCUAUUGUGAAAGUGAAAAGGGACACUUGUAUUGUUGAACCCACAGUGAUAUUGAGACUGACUCUGUGGUCCCACUGUGCUGUGCUCCAUAUCCAACCCAGUCCCAUUACCAAAUGUGACAAAGUAGGCAAAGUCAGGAAACAGCUGGUGAACAUGGAGGCGUAUUAAUUAAGCAGCAAAGAGACCGAUAUUUCAUUCAGACGAAAGGAAAAACCAAAGGAGCUGAAAGGAAAAAUAAUAUUUGGCUCACAUUCAUCGACUGGCUAAAAAUCAGAAACUCCAGAUGUUUGCUAAUCUCUGUCUCUGUCUGCUUGAUUAGUUAAAAGGCAACUGUUGGAAGAAAAAGUGUUUUUUUACCGCAGUGAUUGCUGCUCCUUCUGCUGGUUUAUCAUUCAGAUGUAUUUAAAUAAUGUGACAAGAAAUAAACAGUAUUUUAUUUAUUGGCGUUACGCUAAAGUAAUUAAUGGUCUAUCACUACCAAAAAAGGAUAUUACUUAUCUAUGGAAUUACUUCACCAUUUUCUGUCUUGAAAUAUACA